GACGCAAAAGGCCCUCGGCGAGAGCGGCUGUCGGUCGGUUACGCCGCGGCCAGUGCGCACGCCCUGCUGGGCGGGGCCUCCCGGCAGGGGCGCCCGCCCGCGACGAGGCCACGGUUCCAUGGAGGGGGCGGAGGCCGAGGCCGAGGCCCGGGAGGGCGCCGCUGUAGCCCAGGACCUGCAGGCCCUGGGGUAUGAGAACUUCCUGGGGGCGGCGGCGCUGAGCCCCUCGUGCCCAGACUUCAGGGCGCUGUGCGCGCGGCUGGCGGCUGAGCUGGCGACUCUGGGCGCCUUGGAGCGGGAGCGAGAGGAGGGCGCGGAGGCACUGAGUGCCGGCGACGGCCCCGGCGCGGAGGAGGAAUUCCUGCGACAGCUGCCCGGCCUGCUGGAGGAGCUGCACUGCCCGGACCGCGCGCUCUGCGGCGGAGACUGCGCGACCGCGCUGCGGGAGCCGGGCGCUGGCCGGCGCCUUCUGCGCUUUCUCUGCACAGAACUCCAGGCUGCCCGCCUCCUCCGCCUGCACCACCAGCUGGAUCCCACCCCAGCGGUGCCCCCAUCCCAUGGGGAAGGGGCAGAGGAGGGAGCUGGCAUGGUUCAGGAACUGAUCCUUAUCCUCCAAGCCCUGGGGCUGCUCAGACCUUCGCUGGGGACCCUCGCCAGCAGGCUGCUGUGGGAGUUGCAUGCCAAGGUCUCAGAGCUUCUGCCUUCCCUGCCCUCAGGAUCCCUGCAGCCCCUUCUAAGCCACCCACUAGACGCACCCAGAUGGGAAGCAUUGGAGUCCCUGUGCCAAAGCCUGGGCGAUCAGUACUGCUGCCGCCGUAGCCUCCUCCUCAAGCGCCUGGACCUCACGAUAUCUGCAUUCCACUGGAGUGAUCGGGCAGAGGCCCAAGGGGAGGCCAUGAAGGCAGUGCUGAUGCCAAUUCGAGAGACUAUGACUCCAGAAUCGGAUGUCUCCAUUGCACACAUCCUGGCUGCCCGAGCUGAUCUGUCUCGUCUUGUUCCAGCCACAAGCAAGGCUGCCCGCCGAGGGACCAUCUGUGCCAUCAACAAGGUGCUUAUGGGCAAUGUGCCAGACCGAGGGGGACGUCCAAAUGAGCUGGAGGCUCCUAUGCCCAGCUGGCAGAGCAGAAGAGAGAAUGGAGGCGGGUGGAAGGCAGGCCGCCACUGCUGGGGCGAUAAGAAGAAGAGGAAGAAGAAAUAAAGGGGGACUGGGUCCUCUAUGAGAUGCUGAUGCCAUUGGUAACCUCUGGGAAGUCAAUUUGAGGGUGUUUCUUGGCACCUGGCACCCAAGCGCCACAUCUAUUCCUGAGGCCCUAAUUCCCCCCCCCCCUUCCCCCAUCCACCAUUUAACAUCAAGGACCAUGUUCUCUGGAAAAUAAAUUUAAUUUAUGACA
Myotis daubentonii (Daubenton's bat) is the source of this 1391-nucleotide messenger RNA. RefSeq names its product tRNA splicing ligase complex subunit 3C (gene TSLIG3C). Lineage: Eukaryota; Metazoa; Chordata; Mammalia; Chiroptera; Vespertilionidae. Gene Ontology annotation, cellular component: tRNA-splicing ligase complex. The record is from RefSeq and is a predicted model, not a curated record.